Vombatus ursinus (common wombat) is the source of this 766-nucleotide messenger RNA. It is a transcript of the gene POLE4, whose product is annotated as DNA polymerase epsilon 4, accessory subunit. The coding region runs from base 1 to 378 and encodes 125 amino acids. NCBI's taxonomy places the organism in Eukaryota, Metazoa, Chordata, Mammalia, Diprotodontia, Vombatidae. Gene Ontology annotation, cellular component: nucleus; epsilon DNA polymerase complex. The record is from RefSeq and is a predicted model, not a curated record. The transcript is spliced from 4 exons. Gene Ontology annotation, molecular function: protein heterodimerization activity.
AUGGCGGCGGCGGCCACGGCGGCGGUGACGAUCGGCCCGACGGCGGCGCUAGUGGCGGAGGAGGGCCCCAGUGGAGAGGCAGCGCCGGCGGCGGCCCCUCCACCACAGGCCCCGGCAGCGUCGGCCGGGCCCCGCUUGUCGCGGUUGCCCCUGGCGCGGGUGAAGGCGCUGGUGAAGGCGGACCCAGACGUGACACUCGCGGGCCAGGAAGCCAUCUUCAUCCUGGCUCGAGCCGCGGAACUGUUUGUGGAGACAAUUGCAAGAGAUGCUUAUUUCUGUGCCCAACAAGGGAAAAGGAAAACUCUCCAGAGGAAGGACCUGGAUAAUGCAAUAGAAGCUGUGGAUGAAUUUGCUUUUCUAGAAGGCACUCUGGACUGAGCUGCAUGCACUCUGCAGAUCCUAGAGUCUCUUUUUGAAUUCCUGCGUUCUUCCACCUGCACUUCAGCAGGCUUCAGCUGUCUCUGAACACUGUCCUAAACAGACUGUUUUCUAGGGGAACACUGUCUGUUAUGCCAGCCCAUUCCUCUCUUUCCUAUUGCCCUAGUGAUCUCUGAAAGGAUAUCAGCCCAAGAAUGGGCUGUUCUAUGAUCUCAACUCUUGGCCCCCCCCACCCAAGUUUCACCACUGCCUGUGUCUGCCCCGAUGGGGUUGAUUCCACACCUGUUCCCUGCAGAGAGAGAGAGAGAUGAAGGAAUUUUUCUUGAUAAAGAGGCCUUUUGAAAAACGAAGCACAAAAUAAAGAUGUCUAGACCAAUGUGCAUUUAAA